UAGCGAGCGGGUUUCCUUACCUGAGAUCGAGAAUGCGAUCGGCCCACGACGACCACCACCCCAUUACCCCACGACGAUCAAACAACUGAAGCGAGGGAGCGGUUGAUCGUUCAGCCCGCCAAGAUGCAGAUCUUCGUCAAGACCCUGACCGGGAAGACGAUCACGCUCGAGGUCGAGAGCAGCGACACCAUCGACAACGUCAAGGCCAAGAUUCAGGACAAGGAAGGGAUCCCUCCGGACCAGCAGCGGCUCAUCUUCGCGGGGAAGCAGCUGGAGGAGGGGCGCACCCUGGCCGACUACAACAUCCAGAAGGAGUCGACGCUGCACCUGGUGCUCCGCCUCCGCGGCGGUACCAGGGGAGGCUACCUAAACGUGGAGCCCAAUCUCCUGCAGCUGGCGCUCAAGUACAACGAGAAGAAGAUGGUCUGCCGCAAGUGCUACGCUCGGCUUCCCCUGAGGUCCACCAACUGCCGUAAGAAGAAGUGCGGCCACAGCAACCAGAUCAGGCCCAAGAAGAGGUUCGUCAACAAGCUUUCCAACUGAAGAU
Triticum urartu is the source of this 547-nucleotide messenger RNA. Lineage: Eukaryota; Viridiplantae; Streptophyta; Magnoliopsida; Poales; Poaceae. The record is from RefSeq and is a predicted model, not a curated record.